GAUUGAUUCUGAUUGCGUGUUCGUCGAUUCGUGAUAUGCGUAUAUGCAGAUGCAGAUGCACAUGCACAUGAAAAGAGUUUGUACUUUGGAGGCAUGCAGCUACGCGCACGUAUAUGUAUAUUAUGUGGAAAAAUUACGGAUAAAAUUAUUACUACUACUUAUGUUAGAUCGAAAUUGAAGGAAAAACUAAUGAACGUAACACAAAUAACCCGGUUAGGCGAAAUAUACUAGUGCUUGACGCAAGUUGAGCGCUGUCAUCGGUGGUCAUCAGCUGCCUUCGGCUGCCGUUCAGCAACGGUUUUACGGAACAAGUCGCGCGAAACGACGCGAAACGACGCGAAACGACGCGAAACCAAAUUAUUUUAUUUGAUUCCUUGUUAUUCCACGAAUCUGCAUAAAAUGCUAUCGAUCGGUCUAACUUUAUAAGUAUUUUUUUAUAGAAACUCUCUGCGUCUCUCGAGACAACAAGUUUGAAAAAUUCGAAAGGAAUUUAUUCGAGAUUUCCAGUGCACGAUCGCACUAAUUGAAAUUAUAGAUUGAUCCGUCAAUUAAAGGAGAAAAUGUCCGAGAACAUUGAAGAAAUUAUUGAAGAAGAAAGUUCGGUUACGAUGUUGGAUGUACUUCGGGAGGAGAAUCAGUUGGAGGAAGACGCUUGUGCAGUUUUAGGAGCGUCCGAUGACAAGAAUUGCACUUACAGCAAGGGAUAUACUCGGCAAGCUUUGUACGCCUGUAAAAGUUGUUGUCCAAAAUCAGUGAGAGCAGCAGUUUGCCUUGCUUGUACUUUUCACUGCCACGAAGGUCAUGAACUUAUCGAGCUCUAUACCAAAAGGCAUUUUAGAUGCGACUGUGGCAACUCAAAGUUUGCUGAAAACAAGUGUAAUUUGGAUCCUUCAAAGGAUCCUGUUAAUUCUGAGAACAGAUACAAUCACAACUUUGACGGGCUCUAUUGUAUUUGUAAGAGACCGUAUCCAGAUCCAGAGGACACGGUCAACGAUGAAAUGUUGCAGUGCAUAAUUUGCGAAGACUGGUAUCAUUCUAAGCAUCUAGAGUGUGAGAAAGGAAUACCAGCAGACGACGCGUACGACGAGAUGAUUUGCGGUAAAUGUAUGAAAGAGAAUAAUUUCCUUUGGAAUUAUGCGAGCAAAUAUGCAGUAUUUGAAACAACAGAGAAAGAGAAAGAGAAAGAGAAAGAGAAGAAAGAAGAAGCGAUUGAAAUCGAAAAGCAGCCCGAAGGAUGUACGAUGCCACGGAAGAAUUUUUCGAAAGAACCGUUAACAAAGGGAACUUGUUUUUGGACAGAAGGCUGGAGAAGUGUUUUGUGCGUUUGCGACACGUGCAAAGAGCUUUAUCGGCAGAAAAACGUUACGUUUCUUCUCGAUCCAACGGAUAGCGUGCACGCUUACGAGGAGGCUGGUAAAAUUAACAAUCAAGAAUCACAGUACGAGAAGGGUAUGAAAGCUCUCGCCUCUUUAGGUCGCGUUGAACAAUUAACGGCGAUCGAAGAAUACAAUAAUAUGAAAGAACGAUUGAAACAAUACUUGCAAAAAUUUGCUGAAAACAAGAAAGUUGUACGAGAGGAAGAUAUAAAGGAAUUCUUUUCAGAAAUGGAAUCAAAGAAACGGCCAAAAGUUGUGGUACCUACGUAUUGUCGUUAAGAUCCGAUAUAUUUAAAUGAACAGACCACGACGAUCUAUUUCUAUAUUCUUAUUUAAAUCUUUAGAUAUUGUUUUGUUCUUUAACAGUGUAACGUCUAACAUCAUUUUCUUAUUUCCUUUUUCAAUAAUUACCAAACUAUUUGUGAUAAAUGAAAGAAAGAAAGAUAAGCCGAAAGUGUAGGAAGAAAAGAAAAGAAAAGAAAAGAAAAGAAAAGAAAAAAAGAGAAAAAUAAAAGUAAAAAAGAAAAAAAAGAAGAAGAAGAGGAGACAUUUUGUUAUUAUUUCCAUAGAUUUUCGAAUUCGUUCCUUUUUAAGUAAAAAUAAGUGAUAAUAUGAAAGGAAAUUCACUAGUGGGGCAAACAUUAGUUUUGAUUUUGAUGCUAAAGUUUACACAGCAGCAAUUGUCGGUUCGUCGCAUAGCUGCAAAGGUAUCACUAAAACCGGUUCCGUACAGUUUGGUUUAUCCGUGUAAAUGGACCAAGUUCUUUCGAUACAAUCAAAGAUACCUAAUGAUUGAUAGGAAUUGGUCAAUGUUUAAUUGUAAAGACUGUAAUAAUUUCGUCUAGAAUAAAGAUGACGAAGAAGGAA
Molecule: messenger RNA, 2243 nt
Organism: Osmia lignaria (orchard mason bee)
Lineage: Eukaryota; Metazoa; Arthropoda; Insecta; Hymenoptera; Megachilidae
Product: putative E3 ubiquitin-protein ligase UBR7
Cellular component (GO): cytoplasm
Molecular function (GO): zinc ion binding; ubiquitin protein ligase activity
Source: RefSeq, a predicted model, not a curated record